Messenger RNA from Elephantulus edwardii (Cape elephant shrew), 1134 nucleotides. RefSeq names its product actin-related protein T2 (gene ACTRT2). The record is from RefSeq and is a predicted model, not a curated record. NCBI's taxonomy places the organism in Eukaryota, Metazoa, Chordata, Mammalia, Macroscelidea, Macroscelididae. Bases 1 to 1134 code for a protein of 377 amino acids. The transcript has a single exon.
AUGCUGAGCCCACACGUGCUCGAUUGCCCCGCUGUGAUUUUCGACAAUGGGUCCGGGCUCUGCAAGGCAGGCCUGUCGGGAGAGAUCGGACCUCGACACGUCAUCAGCUCCCUCAUCGGGCAUCCCAAACUCAAGGUGCCUUCGUCUGGAGUCCACCAGAAAAAGUACUUCGUGGGGGAGGAAGCGCUUUACAAGACCGACUGCCUAGACCUCCACUACCCCAUCGAGCGCGGCCUGGUCACGAACUGGGACGACGUGGAGAAGCUGUGGAGACACCUGUUUGAGUGGGAGCUGGGCGUGAAGCCCAGUGACCAGCCCGUGCUCAUGACCGAGACCUCCCUGAACCCCCGGGAGAACCGCGAGAAGACAGCAGAGAUUGUGUUUGAGACGUUCAACGUGCCUGCCUUCUACCUGUCGGACCAAGCAGUGCUGGCCCUCUACUCCUCGGCCUGCAUCACAGGCCUGGUGGUGGACAGCGGGGAUGGGGUCACCAGCACGGUCCCCAUCUUUGAGGGCUACUCCCUGCCCCACGCCGUCAACAAGCUCUAUGUGGCCGGGAAGGACAUCACGGAGCAACUCACCCAGCUGCUCCUGGCCAGCAACUGCACCUUCCAGCUGACGCUGUACAAGACCCUGGUGAACGACAUCAAGGAGAAGCUCUGCUACGUGGCCUUGGAGCCGGACACGGAGCGGUGCAAGAAGCCGGAGGAGGUGCUGAAGGAGUACCGGCUGCCUGACGGGAACAUCAUCCACCUGGGCAGCCAGCUCUGCCAGGUGCCCGAGGCCCUCUUCACCCCCGACCUGCUGGGCAUCUACAGCCCGGGUCUCCCCAAGAUGGUCUCGAGCAGCAUCAUGAAGUGCGACGGGGACAUCCAGAAGUUGCUCUUUAGAGAGAUCGUGCUUUCCGGUGGUUCCACGCUCUUCCUAGGACUCGAUGACCGGCUCCUCCGGGAGCUGGAGCAGCUGGCUACCAAGGGGACCCCCAUCAAAAUCACCGGCCCCCCUGACAGGUGGUUCUCCACAUGGAUCGGUGCCUCCAUCGUCACCUCGCUGAACAGCUUCAAGCAGAUGUGGGUCACCGCGGCAGAUUUCAAGGAGUUCGGGACAUCGGUGGUUCAGAGGAGGUGCUUUUAG